This is a messenger RNA of Colletotrichum spaethianum, 627 nucleotides long. RefSeq lists its product as uncharacterized. Lineage: Eukaryota; Fungi; Ascomycota; Sordariomycetes; Glomerellales; Glomerellaceae. The transcript has a single exon. Bases 1 to 627 code for a protein of 208 amino acids. The record is from RefSeq and is a predicted model, not a curated record.
AUGGCGCGUUUCUCAUUUACGGACUUCCAGGGCUGCAGCAUUGCCACGAUCAUCGUUUUGCUUGCCGGCAUCCUGCACCGUGACUCAGGAUAUGAGGGCCGCGUGGCAUUUGGACUGGAUUGUCUCCGCCAAAUGGCAUGCGGUAGAAAUCCCACAGCGCGAACGGGAGUCCGAUUUGUCGAGGCUUUGCAGUCUAUCACAAACGAAGCGAGGUCCAAGCUGUUGGCCACGGAUCUGGGGCCAGAAAACAGGCCUGGCGCUUCAGCAGGAGAAGCAGACGAAUACGGGCGUUGGGCUGAAUGGCUUGCCAACGCUGAAACAAUCCACGACUUAUCGAGUGAUGAAUCCGAUUUGGAGCAGGCUGAAGAAUCGACAUGCAACGCUGUGAAUGCCCCCACUAUGCAACAGACCCCAUGGGACGAGGCGGCAGCGUUCCAGCUUCAAGAUAUAUCGGCUUCGGGAUUCGAUCUAGUAAUGGAUCAAUCAGCGGCCCCAAAUGGCCAGAACAUGAUGGCCAGUCUGUCUGCAGAGGAUACCUGGUUGCCCUCAUUUACUUGGAACGACGACCAUAUGCAAUUAAUGGGGUUGGCCGGCAUGGACAUUUUGGACUUCACGGACCUAUUCUAG